GCAAAUGGCUAAAUUGCGAAAAACCCAGAAGGAGGACUGGUACACUACUGGAAUGUCACAGUCUGUCUGGCCGCAGCCAUCCAACGCCUCGGGUUUAGGUGCUUGGUAUCACUCGUCAGACUAUUCUAACAUGUAUCAAUCCGCUCGUCCUGUCUCUUCAGCUGUCUCUCGAACAAUGUCACAUGCGCGAGGCCAAGCGGACUAUGUGGCAGCAUCGAGCUCAAGCCCAGCCUCUGAGAUGGACAGAUUGAUGCGACGCCCCCCAGCAUCGGUGCACCAGACAGCAAACAUGAAUACGUAUUAUUCCUCGUACGUUCCUGCGCCAAUGACAGAGACAGAGCGUUACUGGGCAUAUCGUGCAAUUGUUGCGGAAACAAAGCUGGCGGAGCACAAGGGACUUCGGACGGAUAACCUUGAGCGAAUGAAGGAGGAGCUAAGGCGUCAGAGUAUGGCUGACCUCGCACAUAAGUAUCAUGAAGAACGCGUUUUGCGCCUGGAACGACUCGCAAUUGGAUUAAUCUCAACAAUAAUUCUAAUCACGCUUGUGCUUCUCUUUCGACAUCAAGGACAAUCAGACGAUAAACAUUCUAAACGCUCGUUUCGACCUCAUCUCACUAUACCUAUUCUAUCUCCUUUUACUUCCAUCGUCGAACACGAAGAAGCAAGUCUGAGUUUCCGAAUGACAGCAGCACUUUUGAUAACCUUAGGCAUCCUUGCAUACGGAAUGUUCCGCUACUGGUUGCAGCACCGCCCACGAUGA
Fomitiporia mediterranea MF3/22 is the source of this 760-nucleotide messenger RNA. RefSeq lists its product as uncharacterized. Lineage: Eukaryota; Fungi; Basidiomycota; Agaricomycetes; Hymenochaetales; Hymenochaetaceae. The transcript has 4 exons. The record is from RefSeq and is a predicted model, not a curated record. Bases 5 to 760 code for a protein of 251 amino acids.